AUGACAUCGAUAUAUUUUUUUAUGAAUAAUCCUACUCCACCUCAAGUUUACUAUGGCAGUCCAAUGCCUGGAGCUGUCAAUACUCAAGUGACAUAUACCACUACUGCCGGUGUCACCAAUACCAAUUUUCAAAGCGGUAGAAGCAAGAUGAAAUUGUUUCCAAGACUGAAUAGACAUAGAGAGAGAGUAAAGGAAGCACCACCACCCCCUAUCAAUGUUCAAUUCGAUCCAAUGGGCCAGACAUUCAACAUGCCACCCAAUCAAUCUCCACAAAACAACCAAAUUAACUUCUCACCAAUGCAAUCGCCACAAAACAAUCAAUACAUGGCCACACCUCCCAAUCAAUACGGAGGAGGAUACUCUCCGAAUCAAAUGCCACCAAGACAACUGUCACCGAACCAACAACAACAACAACAAAUGCAAACACCUCCACAAUACUAUGGUGGUCCACCUCCUCCAAUGGCACGUCAAUACUCACCGAACCAACAACCUCCUAAUCAACAGAUGCCACCACCCAACAACAACUAUCCAAUGAAACCACCAAUGCCAGUUCAACAACCGCCAUUUAUGCCUGGUCAACCUAGUGGAAUGGGAUAUGUUCAACAGCCAGGAUAUCAACAGUACCCUCAACAAAAUCAAUAUCAACAAAUUUAA
This is a messenger RNA of Heterostelium album PN500, 654 nucleotides long. RefSeq lists its product as uncharacterized. The record is from RefSeq and is a predicted model, not a curated record. The transcript is spliced from 2 exons. NCBI's taxonomy places the organism in Eukaryota, Evosea, Eumycetozoa, Acytosteliales, Acytosteliaceae. Bases 1 to 654 code for a protein of 217 amino acids.